This is a messenger RNA of Anoplopoma fimbria (sablefish), 1624 nucleotides long. RefSeq lists its product as uncharacterized. The transcript has 6 exons. Gene Ontology annotation, molecular function: RNA binding. NCBI's taxonomy places the organism in Eukaryota, Metazoa, Chordata, Actinopteri, Perciformes, Anoplopomatidae. The record is from RefSeq and is a predicted model, not a curated record. Gene Ontology annotation, cellular component: nucleus. The coding region runs from base 299 to 964 and encodes 221 amino acids. Gene Ontology annotation, biological process: protein polyubiquitination; regulation of double-strand break repair.
UCCAAAUGUCAGCUGUUUUAAUACUAAAAACGUGAGUCAUAAUUUAGAUUAUGACAUGAAUGCAUGUGCAGGGUUCACACUGAGUCAACUAGACUCGUCUUUUAGUAAGAAUCUGCAUUUUUGGAUGAAGAUUUUGUGAAUAAUCAGUGGAUGGUGUGUGAAUGUUGAUGUAAUUGGAAGCUGUUAACCAGAAAAAGUUAACAAGGGGUCAAAGUAUUCUGUCAAACCGCUCCAUAUAAAGUUACAAUGCAGUGUAACAUGGCACCUGCAAGCAGUGUCUUCAUGUUAAAGUGAAAACAUGGAUGCAGCAGAAGAUCUGGAGACACUUGGUGAGCAACUGUACAGUCUGAUUUACCCCAAGCACAAGGAGAAUGCUGGAAAACUCACAGGUAUGCUGUUGGAGUUGCCAGGUCCUGUCCUUAAUCAGAUGGUGCAGGACAAGGCCACGUUGACUGCAGGCGUGGAGAAAGCCCUCCAAGCCCUGCAGCUGGCACAGGAGCACAGCAAGGGAACGUGUAAGGACGACGAUGACGUGUCUGGGUCUUCUGACUCUCUGGGGGAGCAGCUGUUUGAGAUGGUGGAUGUUUACAACACCGGCCACUCACACAAAAUCACAGGGAUGCUUCUGGAGCAGCACAAAGAGGCUGUUUUAAACCUUCUUUCAGACCCCAAACUGCUGGAAGAGCAGGUGAACUUUGCCCUGAAGACACUUAAGGAGCUGAACAUGGAAGGGACAGACAUUAGUGACACGUCAGACGCUGACGACACAGAGAGGCUCGGAGAGAAGAUCUUCUCACUGGUGGAAGAGAUGGAUCCACUUCAUGCAAAUGAUAUUACAGGUAUGCUGCUUGAGAUGGACCCAGCUGCUCUCCAACAGCUGCUCAGCGACCACACGCUGCUGGAGGUCGCUGUCCAGAAAGCACAAGCAGCACUCGACACUCAGAAUCAAACUCUCUCUACUUGACCAGAAGAGCAUAGCAACAUUUUGCACACAGAAUAAGACAUUAUUAAAUGAAUGACUUUGAUGAACUCAGACAAUAUGAUGCUUUGAAGAGCAAGGCACAUCACUUCAGGAGACCAUGGUGAUACAGUUUUACCAAUAUAAGCAGCUAUCUUUGUUUUUAUACUGAUUGUUGAGUUGACUGUGGAGAGACUAAGUUGACUAGACCUACUGGAAAUAAAUGAAAUGUCUAGUUAGCCCAAAUUGAUAUUGCCCCUUUCAAAUAUGGGUUCUCACUUUGUUCGCACGUGAUUGUCUCUCUCAGAUAAAUGGACUGAGCUUAAGUGCCAGUGUUGAACGACAAACAUUUCUGCAUCUAUGUUGCUCCACCUGGGAGCCGAGCUUCCACAUCAAAACAUCAUAAUCAUUGCUGCUUGAUGAAAAUGUUUACAGUAAAAGAGGAUUUACUUGUAAGUCUGUCAAAGAAGUGAAGAUUUCAAAGUGUUGCCAACAGUCAUGCUAUGACAAUUUUGUUUUUGUAUUGUACAUAAUGUGUAAAUUGAUGAAAUGUUGUCGCUAAGAGAAAAUACGGCAGAUUAUAUAUAUAUACAUAAACCAAGAACUAACUUGAAAUAUCUCAACGUGGUCACAGCAGUGUUUUUAUUGCAUUUCCAUGUAAAUGAG